AUGGUGAAAAUGAAGAAAGGAAUCAUUUUCCUUCUUAUCAUUGCUUUUUCACUUUGUUCAAAGGCAACAACUCCAGGUGUUACGGUAGUAACAACAGCCUUUUUCACAUUAACUCAUACAAUAACAGCAAGAACAGUUUCUUCUUCAACAACAAUGACAGCAUUGUCAACCGAAAAUAAGGAUAAAUCCCCUUCUCAAUUGCUUGUCCAACAAAUAGAAGAAGAACAGUCUCUUCUCCAAGAACUCCUGGAACAACAGCCUCACCAACAACUUCAACAGCUACUCGAACAACUACAACAAAACCAUUCACACUUUCCGAAUCGUCUUCAGCGGCAAGUGCAACUUCGUAAGGAACUUGAACAGAGUCAUAGCUGUGAAAAAAAGCAAGAACUUCUUCAUAACCAGCAACUUACCCUUAAACAACUUCAACAACAACAACCAUUUCUGAAUCAACUUCAAGAACAACAAGGAGUUAUUCUUCAGCAACUUUCUCAGAGACAACAGACUGUCCAAUCUUUACUGCAACAGCUACCAAAAUUACUUCAAGAACAACAACCUAUUCUUCAACAACUAUUGCUGCAUCAAUUGCGUGCGCCAAAACAAACACUGCAGCCAUCGACUUUCGUUCAACAAGCGCUUGACCUUCAAAAGCAAAUGGAACGAAAUCACAAGCAGUCUCGACACCAAGAUCAAAAUAAUCUUAAAAAUCAAAUUCAACAGCGAGAACAACAUCUUCAACUGCUUCAGCAAUACGGUGAUUUAUCUGCAAAACUUCAACAACAGAGACAACUAUUUCAUCAACAGCUUCAACAUAUAGUGCUACUGAUUCAGCUACUACAGCAGCUCCCUUAUUAUCAAAAAUUACCUCAAGAACAACAAACUCUUCUUCAACAACUCCUACAGCUACAAGAACAACUUCUUCAGCAAUACGAACAGCAACAACCACUUAUUCAGCAGCUCCUCCAACAACAACAACAACUUGUGAAGCUUAUGGAGCAACAACAACAACUUGUUGUACAAAUGCUUCUAGACCCUCAGCAAAUUUCUAAUCUCCUUGACGAACUUCGCCGGCUAGAAGUCCAAUUCCAAGAACUUAUGCAACAACAACAAGAACUUCUCCAACAAUUACAGCCGAAGCAGCCUUCACUUCAGCAGCUUCUCCAACAACAACAGUCUAUCACUAAAGAUCUUCUGAAAAGCAAAGAAAAAUUGGAUUCUCUUCUCAAAAUUUUAAAACAAUAA
Brugia pahangi is the source of this 1242-nucleotide messenger RNA. The record is from the annotation of a GenBank genome assembly. Lineage: Eukaryota; Metazoa; Nematoda; Chromadorea; Rhabditida; Onchocercidae.